UAAAUAUAUAAAGCUAAAUAUAUAUUUCAUAUGACCUUGACUGUUUUACUCAUUGAAUAUUUACGUUUUGCAAAAAGAUGCAAAAACAAAGAGAAACGUUUAAGAUGCUUAUUGUACUCAUGUAGAUUUUUCUAUGCAACUGUGAUUACAUUCCCUGACAUUUGACAAGCUAGCACUGAGUAUUUUAUGUUGAGCUCACACUGAAGUUUUGCUGAAUUUAGGGCAAUGUAGUAAAUCGUGAACAUGUUAAGAAAUACUAGACUAGUAUAUAUAUAUAGUGAGAUAAUUAGCGAGAGUUAGAAUUCAUUAUGGGUCUUUAAUUAAUCUGAACAUUGCUUUGAACCCUCGUAUCAUUUAUUAAUCUGCGUGUUGGUUUUUGAAAAUACAAAAAAAGUCUUGACAUAUACUGGAUAAACCUUUUUUCCUUGUAGCCACGUAAUCACAAAUCAGGGUCCUUUGAGAAAUUCAAUAUAUAAAAAUAAAUCAAUGGUUGCUUUUACAUGGUGAUGUAUAUCUGCAUUACAAGUGUUCAUAACCGGUUUUGUAGAGCAAGACUUCCCGGUGAGACUUCAGCCCAGACAUGAGACUUCCAUCCGGAUAUUGUGUAAAUUAAGCUGUCUUAUUUCUUCAAGAUGUUAAGUGCGAGUGAAUACAUUCUAUAACCGAAUGAAAUAUGCUAUCAAUGAUAUGGUGACAUUUUGAUUUGAAUUAACUUUUAACAUUACAUCCAUGCUACGAAGAUUUGCCUGUUCUUGAAAUGGGAGACAAGUUUGUAGGUCGUUGUAAAUUAAUGAAUGAUUUGAAAGAGAACUGGAAACAAAACAGAAUUCUUGGAAUUUCUGGAUCGAUGAGUGUCGGUAAAACUCGAUAUGUUAAGGAAUUUCUUCGGGACUUGAAGAAGUCUGAUGAGAAUGACAAAUAUAAGAUUGUUGCCAUAGACUUCAGAUCUGUUGAAACGUUCGAGGAGUAUUUUAAAACUAUUGCUAGUUGUCAAGGGAUAUCGAUACAGGAUGCAAAAGCGAUAGUUCAAUGUGUGAAAAGCAGUGAAUAUGUCUACAUAUUUCACCAUGACCACCAAGAAUUAGCUAAAUUGAAGUCUAGCUCUGGCGGGGAACUAACGAAAACUUCUCAAGACAGUCUUUGGGACAAAAUUUACGAAAGUAUCGUGAAAAAACUCUUAGAAGACACCAACAAUUUUUUUCUCAUUAUUUCCUCUACCGACGAGUUUAGAUUUGUUGGAUUUCGAAACCUUACUUGGAGUCAAAAGCUUCCGGAACUUACGGAGGAUGAGUCGUUGGAACUUCUUGAUGGAGUUUGGUCGUCUGCAGAGAAGGACAAAGAAUCCUGUCGGCAUAUUGUUAGACUCUGCAAUGGUGUUCCGUCAGCAAUUAUCAACACAGGCCUUCUUUUGGAUGAGGGCGCUUUUGACGUCCAGGAGGCAAUAUGUUUAUUAUUGAAACACAUCAUUCAAUUCCUUAGUGACGAAUCCCUUCCAAAUUCGGAGACAUUACGCAGACAGCUGCUUUGUCGAUGGAAUAAUUUAAACAGCGCUCAAAUGGACCAUUUGGUGAAAAGUCUUGUAAUCAUUAAAAACACCUGUCGAAUAACAGUUAAGGCGCUAGCCGGACUGCAUCAAGAGUAUGACAGCGUUGCUGAAUUCAAGUUGCUUAAUUUGCUGCCGCUGCUGAGGAGAAAUCUUCUAUCUGUCAACAAGGACGACAACUCUGUGAUAGCUUGUCCUUUGAUUCAGCAUAUGCUAGCGGCUGUGGAUUAUAUUGAUACAGAUGCACUUCGAAAAGAAAUAAAAGCACAGAUUUUAGCCUUACUGGAGCCAAACGCGGAAGAUGGUGAUAACUGUUGCAAGUCAUUGCCAAAAGAGUCGACAUAUGUUAACGAACUUUCAGAAGACAAUGCGCAGUCAGCAGACGUCCAACGACCACCAGGCAUAACCAUACAUUGUCGACAAUCAUUGUGGAAUGAGGAUAACAACGAACUCACGAAAAACUUGCGAGAAACACCGAUGGAAAGCAACCAGUUAGAGGCCACUCAUCCAGAACAGUCUUUAAACCUAAGCACUGAUGAAAACAAAUUUCAAGAUUUGAAAAACCCUUCAGGAUUUCAAGAGAGUCGACAGAAUUCAUUUAUAAGAGACAAUUUGGACCGUGAAUUUUCAAAGAAAGGAUGUGUUUAUGAAGAUAAGGACAUGCAUUGCAGCGGGGAUUUUUCAAAUUCUAAACAAGAUUCUGCUACAGAUAGAAAACAAUCUAACCUAGACCACAGCACUGAUCAUUCUCUAGACAGUGUUGCUAAUUCGGAUAAGCCAGAUAUGUCAGAAUAUAAAAUUGGUCCUGAAAUUUCGUUAUCAGGCGAGCUUUCCUCAAGCAAUAGAAUAUUUCUUCGAAGUCCAGGCUAUCAAACGAAUAACUCUGAACCAAAUGCUGGAUCAAGCUCCCUUAAUCAAUCACUCCCGUCACUCACCCAGGGGGAUCAACUAGUUACUGUCUCUGGUUUAAAGUCAAUUGAAACAAACGGAAGUAGGUGCAAUCAAGACGGGGCUGAUGCCAAUUCAGAAGGCAGAAAGCACAUGUCUCAGUCAUUUCAGACGUCUCCAAAGAACAAACUUGGUGAAGCAUUAAGUAGGACAAGGGUCGAACCCGAAACGAACAUUCCAGGUCCCUCUCUUCAACUCGACGUCACGCUCAGUGGUGAAUCAAAUAAUUCCUUCCAGAAUUUGCACCCUGCUCAAACUUCACAAGAAGGCCAAAAUGUACAGUCAAUUGACGUACACGCACAGAACCAAUCAAAUACAGGUUCUCCAACAACACUCAGUUUGGAAGCAGAAGCAGAAGGUCAGAAUCGUUCGAAUAGUUGUUCAAAUAUCAGAUUUCUGAUAGAUGAUAGAAGCUAUUCGUGUGAUGACAGCAACCGUCCACAAGUACAAAAAUGCCCAACAUUGGAGCAAGGCACAUUAAUGGAAGAAAAAGCUAGAGGUUUUCCUAACCAAAACGCCAAUGGCUCCCAAACACAACACAUGUCGUGUGAUGUUUCAGAGAGUACUUCCGGCGUCUCCAUCGAAAAUGAAUCACGUGACAGUGAGAGAACGAGUUCGGAAGAAAGCGAAACCAAUGAAACGACGAGUUCUGUAUCAUCUUUAUCCAUUAGGGGAUUGAUGCAAGGAAUUGUAGAGUUAUAUAAGAGUACUGAAUAAACGAAAAAGAGAAGCGAGUGAGAGAACACUUAAAGUUUAAAUUUUAAGGCAUUAUUUAAUACUGUCAUCCGAGCAUUAUGUACAAUAUUUAGUUUUAUGACGAUUUGCUUGUUUGUUAAGCAUUGACUUUUUCAUAAAAAUUAUAGAUUAUCAAUGAUACAUAACAGUAGUAUGUGUUAAGAAGUUUGAUGUUAUUUUCUAUUUUCUAUUCUGAGCUGCGAUCUCACUGAAGUAUUACGACAAGGGUUUAGACUGUCUGUAAUUUUUGCUCAGUAUUAUCAUUUUUGUUAUAUACGUAGAUGUUGAAGACUUAUUGAAUCUUGUUAAUAGGAAUCAAUGGCAUUUAAAUCAUUGGUUACAAUGAAGUAUAUUACUUGAUGACAUUUUGAAAUAUUGUCUGUUUAUUUUACGUGCCAGUUUUAAUUUACAAAAAAUUCAGUUCUUUUUUUCUUAUUUUAUUUUAUUUUGCAUAAUGUAUUCCAUUUUUUCAAAAAGCAUAAUACACUCUUGAUUAUAUUAUUCUUCUGAUGUAAAUGGUUUCUUUUUAUCAUUUCUUUUUUUUUUAUUUAUGUAUUUUCUAUGAUAUUUUUAAUGCGUCUUGAUUACAACACUGAUCAUAAUCAAAUUAUAUAUGAAGUAUACUCAAAUGUUCAUCCAUACUUAGGUACCCAAGUGCCUCUUUAGAUUUGUACAAUCAAAAUGUUGUGUUCAAGAGGGUUUUUUUUUAAGGGGGGGUUCCUUCUAAGCCAUUUUUAAGCCCCCUCCCUUUUCCAUGUUUAUAGUUCAUGGUAUGGUGCUUUUAAAUUAAACUAAAACUAUAAUAUGUUACGCCAAAAUACAAAAACAAGAGAAAUCAUUUAUUUAUAUAACAUUCAUCAGUCUGUUCAUACUGUCAUGUUGUAAAUUUUAAUUUACUGGGUGGGUGUAAAUACAAAAUUUACAACAUAACCAUAUGUACGGAAUUAAGUUGCCGUAUUUAUGAAUACAUAUGUACUAGGGUAUUACACAUUAUUUUACAAAAAUGUAAUUCAGUCAAAUUUAAUAGAGGAAAAAAUUUGGGAUCUAAAA
Molecule: messenger RNA, 4276 nt
Organism: Magallana angulata
Lineage: Eukaryota; Metazoa; Mollusca; Bivalvia; Ostreida; Ostreidae
Exons: 6
Coding region: 758-3208 (816 amino acids)
Source: RefSeq, a predicted model, not a curated record